Messenger RNA from Epinephelus fuscoguttatus (brown-marbled grouper), 2960 nucleotides. Its product is annotated as immunoglobulin-like domain-containing receptor 2. Lineage: Eukaryota; Metazoa; Chordata; Actinopteri; Perciformes; Serranidae. The record is from RefSeq and is a predicted model, not a curated record. Gene Ontology annotation, cellular component: membrane. Gene Ontology annotation, biological process: pancreas development. The transcript is spliced from 10 exons. Bases 73 to 2316 code for a protein of 747 amino acids.
GUCCGCUGUGGUCCUGCUGAGCGCGCGCCGCGGUCCCGUUAUGUGCCAGUUAACUGCAAACACCGUCCAGGGAUGAGACGGAGGAGAAAACAAGACGGCAGUCACCAGAAAACUUUCAGGGAAAUCACCUGCAGGACUUGGACAAUGUGUUUGUUGCCGAAGUGGUGGAUUUUUAUCGUUUGCCUGACAGAUGUCCUCCCUCUCCGUUGCUUGGGGGUUCACGUGUUUGUGAGAGACGAGAAGAGGUAUGCUGUGUUGUUCCAGUCGGUGGUUCUGCCGUGUCAUUACAACACCGUGUCCACCCAGACCCCUGUGGUGCAGUGGGUCUACAAGUCAUACUGUAGGGACCGCACGCGGGAUUCCUUCAACUUCGCCGACAGCCUGAGCAGAGGCCAGGGAGGAGGUGGGCUGACAGGUGGAACCAGAGGAGUCGCUGGAGGGUACGAGACGGGGAUGACGGCGAGCUACCUCGACUGCGCUGACAGCAGCCGGACGGUCCGAACUGUGGCCUCCAUCUCUGGCUCCUCGAUCACACUGUCAGAGUACUACAAGAGCAGAGACAUCUCCAUCAUCAACAAGGCAGACUUGCGCAUAGGAGAGGUCCAGUGGGGCGACAGUGGAGUUUACAUCUGUAAAGUGAUCAUAUCUGAUGAUCUAGAGGGACAGAAUGAAGCCUCUGUGGAGCUGCUGGUUCUUGGUUUCUCAGGUGUGCCUGAAGAUCUCCUGCCAGACUUUGAUUUGAAGAUUAUGCCAGAGUGGGUGUUUGUGGCAGCUGUGGCGCUGGGCAGUGUCUUAUUCCUGCUGCUGGUUGGGAUUUGUUGGUGCCAGUGUUGUCCUCACUCCUGCUGCUGCUACGUCAGCUGCUGGUGCUGCCCGGACACAUGCUGCUGCCCAAGACACUUGUAUGAGGCAGGUAAGGGUAUAAAGACAGGCUCCUCCACCCCUCAAACACCUGCCUACCCUCCAUACUUUGUGACUGGGGUCCCAACGAUGGUCCCCAUCGCUCCACCAUCCCUGGUGGACAAGAUGUCCACUGUCCCCCCUUCGGAUGGCAGCAUACUCACAGCAGUGCCGAUGCAUUCUGUAGGGGUCCCCUACCGCGUGCCUUCACCUCAGGAUCAGGAGUCUCUCAGGGUGCUACAGUAUGUAGAGAAACAGCUGGCUCACUUCAACCCUGCAAGGUCCAACAGCCACCAGUCCUGUAGCCUGUCCGAGCUGAGCUCCCUCCACGAGGGAGACUCCGGCUUCCGCCAAACAUUCAGAAACGUCCAGAAGAAAGCUCUGCCCGCCAUCCCUGACCACGACCCUCAGGCUGAGCCCCAACGCUCACGUGACAACCGCAGCCCAGAGCCGCAGCGUUACCGUGACAAACCCCCUUCGCCCCAACGAUAUCGCGACGACACCGACUCAGAGCCCCGCCGCUGCCAGGAAGAGCCUCUUCCUCCGCGACGGUAUAGCGACGACCCUCCAUCCUCCUCACCAUCACGCAGGCCUGGUCGAAGUCAACGACAACAGAAUCACAGUGACGAGGACAACCACAGCAGGUGGAACCCUCGUUCAGAACAUCUGCACAGAAAGACAUACCGUACUGCCGGACGAACCGGCUCACUGGAUGAGUUGGAGGAGUUUGCUGCUUCUUACAAACAGAGAGGAGGCAGAGGGCAAGUGAAAAGGGAAGAAGACAGAGGAGAAUACGAGAUGGAUUUUCUGGAGUUCGGUCGAUAUCCCUCCUACCGUAAUGGUCCACCUCAGCAUUAUUACAAUCAUGAAAAUGAGCUGGUAGACAACAGCGACCGCGAAGAUCAUCCCAGACGAAACAAGAAAAACGAACAUGACAUAAGCCCACUUCAGUCACCCAAAAAGAGGAGGGGCACAUGGGAUAGCGAGCGCCCCGCGCCACCUCCUCCCAGAGUCAGUCCACCAUCAACCUCUUCUCAAGAGAAGGACUACGAUGGCACAUUCCUGAACAGCCUGCUGGAGCGUAAGGCUAAGUUGCGAGGGGUCAGCCAGGGGAAGACUGGGGCCCGGGGUGAGGAGGAUUCAGACACACCCUCAAAGGGCAGCUCAAAAAAGAGCAGCGGGGAAUCUAGUCGGCACUGCAGCCGCUCGCCCAGUAACAGGCCUGAGGCAGAUUCACUGCCUCCUUACUCAGACACAGAGCGAAGCAGAACUGACAGGCCAUCUCCACGGCCGCUCCCAGCAAACAGUCGCCCCUCUCAACCUCCUGUUUAUUCCCUGCCAGGGCGCAGAGAGGAGCCCAGAGACAAGACGCGGAAAGUGGGCACUCUUCUCAGCCGGGACUCCCUCAUCGUCUGAGCGACUGAAAGCCGCGCACUAGUAUUUACACUCUACAAGAGCCGCUGAUGAAAGAUGAGAAUUGACUUUGAUUGCAAAAAUAUACAACUGAGUGUAAAGGAAAGCUGAAUUAGCACGGGCGAAUGACGAAACGGACGACAGACACUUUUACUACAGAGACUGUCACCGGGGUUUCUGCCUGUGACGUCGUUGAACGAUGAAGUCAUCACUUUUCCAUUUCUGUCUCCGGCUGCCUCAUAUAUAUCUCAACUGGACUAACACUGAACUAAUGUGGGCUGGGUGUAUGACCUGGACUGUCCCUCCCAGCAGGACGCCGUUCGUCUUCCCCCUCAUCCCUUUCAGUGAAGACUUGCUUUACACUUCCAGCACAAUGAGUGCAUUCAUUUCCAUUUGAUGAGGUAUCUGCUUUAAAUAAGCGCAGUUGUAGAAAAGGACGUAUGUAACAACAGCAUUAUUGUAAAGGACAGACUGUAGCUACAGCUGAAUGACAAUACACACCCUGUGUCAUUCAGUAACACAUUCAGGGACUAAAGCACCUAAUGCAGACGGCUUCUAUGAGAUUUUAAUGCUAACUAAAGCUUGAAGUAGUAACCAACAGUAAGAAAUGAUAAUAUCAUGUGUAUUUAGAGAGGGGGUGGACAAAA